CUCCAACAUUUAACAGUAAACCGCUUGAGAAGAAGCCAGGAAUUCUCAUUCUUGGAUCUCCCAACGUCGGCAAACGUACCCUUCUCUCUCCUGGUUGGAUUGUAGAAUCAAGAUCAGGACUAACAGAUAACUGAGGAGGAGGGUAACCAUACAGACCUUCAAAUGGAGUACUCUUGUCCUGAAGCUGCAAGGUAGUUGGUAUUAUACCACCAUUCAGCCUAACUGAGCUACUGUUUCCACUGAGUAGGCCUAUUCUAAGUCACGUACGUCAUCAAGACUACUUUCAGUAGAUUCUGAAGAUGCAUUUGAGUCAUCUUCUAACAUCCUAUCCUAUCCGUGGACAAUCAACACCAAGUAUUAUAAUGCUGAUGUUUCUGUUUGGAUGGCCCAUCUUCAUGAGGACUUCUCCAUUAGAGCUCUGCCAGCAUAUGAUCAGCUUGUUGCAUUGGUGAUGGUCUUUGACGUUAGUGAUCUCUCAUCUUUUGCUGCGCUUAAAGAUUUUGUCUCCCGCAUCGACAUCCUUAAGUAUGAGAUUUUGUUAUGCAUUGGCAACAAGGUGGACCUUCUUCCUGGUCAUUCGGCUCAUGUUGAAUACAGACGGCGCAUGUUGAAAAGUGUAGACUCCUCUGGUAGACCUUAUACAGAAUUCAAUUCUGGAAUUUCUGAAACAGAAGGAAGCAGCCUAUUAGGAGAUGAUGAUGAUUCAUCAGAUAUUAAGAGGUCCUACUUGGAUUGGUGCCUCGAAUACAGCAUAGAAUAUGUUGAAGCCUGUGCAUCAAAUGCUGAAUUUGACAAAUGUCUUUCUGUGGAUGGUGAUUCUCAGGGUGCUGAACGGCUCUUUGGGGCACUUUCAGCUUAUAUGUGGCCUGGAAUGAUCUUGAAGUCUGGUGAUAAGAUUACUGAACCUUCAUUACCUGAACAUCAAGAGUUGUCAGAUGAAGAAUCUGAUUAUGAACUUGAAUAUGAAAUCUUAUCUGCUGGCUCAGCUGAUCCCUGGGAUGACACAGAUAUAGGAUGGGUAUCUGCAGAUGCUCCCGUUGCAACCACUGGAACUGAGGGAUCAGUUCCCAAUGGAAAGAGUGAAAUUGGGUUAAUUAGAGGAGAAAUGCAACCCUCAUCAUCUGCAUCUCAAUUGGAAGGAGAAAGUGACAGAAAAGAAUUGCUCAGAGCAGAUGCAACUGAUGGUGAUUCAGAGGAUGAUAAAGGAACAACAUAUGAUUUGGAGAAUUUGGAACAGUUAAUGUCCGAGAUUGGGAAUGUCCGAAACAGCUUAAGGUUAAUGCCAGACUUCCAAAGGAGGGAAAUGGCUGCAAAUUUGGCAAUGAAAAUGGCUGCCAUGUUUGGUGAUAGCAGUGGAGAUGAAGGAGGAUUGGAAUGAUAGGAGAAGCUCUAUAAUUCACUGAUCACGAAUGCCUCAGUUUCACUUCUUGUAGAGCUGUUUAUAGACUAAAGGAAUCUGAUAAGCGCAUUGUGCAUUCAUGUCAAGUGAGAUUGACAAGAUGUUUAUCAAAGAUAUCUGCUAUAAAAUUUAUGGAUUUAAUUGUGUGUUUAUCAUCCAAACACAGCAGUUUUUACAAGUCUUAACAGGUGAUUGGAGAUGGUAGAAAUGAUUUUGGCUUGUUCAGGCUUCUACAGCAGUUCUUUAGAUUUCCCUGCCAGAAGCGGUUUUGUGUAAUGUUAACAAGAGUUAUGUUCUGAGAAUCAGCUGUUGCAAUAUUUAUUAAACUUCUGGUAAUGUUAUGAGACUCA
Solanum dulcamara is the source of this 1749-nucleotide messenger RNA. RefSeq lists its product as uncharacterized. The transcript has 7 exons. NCBI's taxonomy places the organism in Eukaryota, Viridiplantae, Streptophyta, Magnoliopsida, Solanales, Solanaceae. Gene Ontology annotation, molecular function: GTPase activity; GTP binding. Bases 383 to 1378 code for a protein of 331 amino acids. The record is from RefSeq and is a predicted model, not a curated record.